GCUAUUCUUUAAAUUUGAAAUAACAAACACUACGGCUCUCCCUUUUUUUUUUCCAGAUUUUAUUAUAAAAUGGAUUCAGACGAGGAAGAUGCUCCCGUUAUCGCUCAAAAGUACCAAAAGGAUGCUAAAGUAGGUGAAGGUACCUAUGCUGUUGUCUACAGAGGCACUGAAGUAGCAACGAGUAGAACAGUAGCUAUUAAAAAGAUCAAAAUGGGUCAAUUUAAAGAUGGCAUGGAUCUCACAGCUAUUCGUGAAGUAAAAUAUCUACAAGAAAUAAGACAUCCUAAUGUGAUUGAGCUUAUUGAUGUCUAUUCCUAUAAAACCAAUUUGAAUCUAGUAUUGGAAUAUUUGGAAUCUGAUCUAGAACAAGUGAUUAAAGACAAGAGUAUUCUGUUUAUGCCAGCAGAUAUUAAAAGUUGGAUGCUGAUGAUCCUCAGAGGACUUGAUCACUGUCAUCGACACUUUAUUUUACAUAGAGAUAUGAAGCCAAACAAUUUGUUGAUAAGCAGUAAUGGUACCCUCAAAAUAGCAGAUUUUGGUUUAGCUCGCGAUUGGGGUGAUCCAGGCAAACAGAUGACUUCACAAGUAGUAACAAGAUGGUAUCGAUCACCAGAGCUUUUAUUUGGUGCCAAAGAAUAUUCAUAUGCUGUAGAUAUUUGGGCAGUAGGAUGUAUAUUUGCAGAGCUCAUGUUGAGAACACCUUAUGUUGCAGGAGAAUCAGAUAUAGAUCAACUUACAAAGAUAUUCCAUGCGCUGGGAACACCCACUGAGGCUGACUGGCCAGGCAUGACAGCAUUACCAGAUUAUAUCCCAUUUAAAGUGUUUCCAAAGGUGCCACUACGUCAAUAUUUCACAGCUGCUGGUGUUGAUGCACUCAGUUUAUUGGAACAAAUGCUUGUUUUUGAUCCAAACAAGCGAUGGACGGCUGAAGAAUGCUUGAAGCAUUCUUAUUUUAAGAAUGUGCCUUUACCCACAUCUCCAGAGAAAUUACCCAAGGUUCAACCAGACAUCGAUUACAUCGCCCUCGAACUCUAUGAAGGUAACAUCUCGAUGUUGAAGAUUUCCCAAAUCUGACCUCGGCCUCUAAAUGGCUGCAACUGUUAAGAGCACCAGUGUCUUCUUCUGCAGUUGGCCUUAUGCCAAAUUCUUCGUAGCAUCCCAGUUUUCUACUAGAUUCAAUAUGGGAUCGAUAUCGAAGAUUUCUUGAUUUCUGUUUGGUAACUUAUCUCUUGUUCGCUUUCUAGCCUUGAGAAACUGUUGUAGCAAAGUGCGGUUAGUCAAGCUAGGCUCUUAAUAAUACACGACUCGAUACACUGAGACGAUAACCGAGCAGAUCGCAUUCAAGUGAUGCAAGAAAAGUGAGCUUAGUGACGCAAGGUAUUCCAUUACUAAGGGUGGAUCGCAAUGGAAAGAUGCUUCUUCG
This is a messenger RNA of Rhizopus microsporus ATCC 52813, 1423 nucleotides long. RefSeq names its product Pkinase-domain-containing protein. Gene Ontology annotation, biological process: protein phosphorylation; positive regulation of transcription by RNA polymerase II. Bases 70 to 1074 code for a protein of 334 amino acids. Gene Ontology annotation, molecular function: cyclin-dependent protein serine/threonine kinase activity; ATP binding; RNA polymerase II CTD heptapeptide repeat kinase activity. Gene Ontology annotation, cellular component: cytoplasm; nucleus; transcription factor TFIIK complex. NCBI's taxonomy places the organism in Eukaryota, Fungi, Mucoromycota, Mucoromycetes, Mucorales, Rhizopodaceae. The record is from RefSeq and is a predicted model, not a curated record. The transcript has 6 exons.